Messenger RNA from Dichomitus squalens LYAD-421 SS1, 3332 nucleotides. RefSeq lists its product as uncharacterized. Bases 67 to 3261 code for a protein of 1064 amino acids. The transcript has 3 exons. Lineage: Eukaryota; Fungi; Basidiomycota; Agaricomycetes; Polyporales; Polyporaceae. The record is from RefSeq and is a predicted model, not a curated record.
CCCACUCUCCGUCACGGAACUGUCUUUCAUUUUUGUAUAUCAAGAAAAACCCCUACCAUCAUUAUCAUGGACCACGACUCUCACUAUCAGGACGGCGUCGACGCCGAACGGUUGAGGAUGAACGCGUUCAGCUUUGGCAAACCAGUGUCGCCUUCGGGCGUGAAUCCUUCAGCCCGCCAUUCACGCUCACACUCCCGCAACAGCUCAGUUUCCGUACCUCUCUCCCUUCCCACACCUGUUUCCACAUCAUCUGUGCAUGACUCGCCACCUCAGUCACCCACUCGUAACUCUAUCAGCGGCGCAAAGCGCAACUCUCACCACCGUCGCCGCUCGUCGGUGUCGACUCGACGGGAGUCGGCUGAUCUGAUGGGCAUUUCCCUCCCCAGCAUUCCCAUAUCCAGCUCAGAGGAUAACAUCAACCUUGGGGACAAGGACUCGAUCCGUCGGCGUGCUCUGUGGGCGUUGGAAGGCAAGGAUGCAGGCGGGAAUUUUUCGGUGGAGAUCCCAGAGCUCGACGCACCUGAAGUUCCCAAGCGAAACUUUGAAUUCCCUACGAAGCCGUCCUUCCCUCCUGGCAUAGGAGCUGGAUUCAGUGGAGGACUCAACACCCUGAUUAGCAACAAGCGCGAUUCUGUCAAGUUCAUGGCGUCUAGUCCUUCGAGCGAGAUGCUCGGUACUCUCAUUGAGGAGGAAGAGGAGGAGGAAGAAGAGGGCAAGGACAUCACUUCCAGUCCAGCGAAAGAUGUCUCCGUCCCGGUCACAGCGACGACGGCAUCCCCUGCCCCCAUCCGCCCUCGGCCGGCGAGUUUGAAUUUGCGUCCCCUUUCGCUCGCCUUGAACACAUCUAUCCAGGCGGAUAUCCCCACGCCUACGCUGACGCCCAGUCCCCGUCCGGGCCUGAAGUCGUUGACUCUGACUUCCUCCCCGAGCUCGACGCUCAGCAGCAACGUUGCAAUGAACAAGCGCCAAUCCCUCAUCAUGUCCUCGUCACCGACGCAUACCCAAGUCGCGGUCAACCGCCGCCCUUCGCUAAACCUCAUGACGGAGAAUAGUGUGACUGCAUCGCCCCCUGCCCGCCGGAGCAGCAUCUCGUACGUGUCUAAUAGCGACGCUCAGACGGUGUCAGUAUACGGCCUCCCUACGCCCGAGAUGACCCCCACGUCGAGCACCCUCGACAGGCGCCGAUCUACGUCCGUCUCCACCUCUGGAAGCAUGGACCUGGGCAAACUUAACAUGCAGCGUGGCCGCCCUCUGUCUAUGAGCGAGCAGCAUUUUUUAUUCCAGGCGCACGAGACCCUCGUCCAGCGCAUCACAGAUCUAGAGCGCGCUCUCGCACGCUCGUCUAGGUCGCGCCCUGUCUCGUGCGCCUCGGAUGUCUCUUGGGCGUCAUCCUCUGCACCCUCUGAGCCGUCGGACGAAUUGCUGCAGCUCAUCGCUGACCUCAAGGCCGAGCGCGACGAGCUCAAGAAGGACGUCGAUGGGUGGCGUACGCGCGUCGCCGACCUCCAACACCAGAUUGAUAUCCACGCCAAGCGUCUCGAGGUCGAGCGCCGCGAUGCCUGGGUCGCCAGACAGCGCGUUGGCCUCCUUGAGGUCGAAAAAUCUGGCCUUGAGAGGUCCCUUGCGGACAAGACCACCCAGGCAGACGAUGCGCUUGCGCGCUCCGAGGCCCUGAACCUCAGCCUGCAGUCCUCUCAGGAUGAGGUAAAGACCCUCAAGGCUGAGGUUGAGCGCCUGCGGGACGUCGACGACGAAUGCGCACGCCUUCGGGCUGAACUCCUCCAAGAGAGGAAGAAGCGCGAGGAGAUGGAGCGCGACCUCGAGCAUGCCGGCCUUCUUGAUACCCCGCGGCCUUUCAACGCUGCCGCCAACGGUAUCCCUAUGUCCCGGACGAUGGUGCACGCCAAGCGCGGCCUCGGCUUCCGCUCGAUCGAUUCGGAGAGCUCCUGUACGGACGUCGAGUCCGUCGAUGACGAUCAUCAGCCCGCGCUCAAGGCUGUUCAGGAGGUCGACGAGGAUGACGAUGACACGACUAGUGACGACGAAGAUGACGGGUUAGCCGGUUAUGAGGACGAAGAGGAUGGCGACGAGUACGCGUUCCCUACCUCCACGUCGUAUGAGUCGGUCAUGGAGUACUCUCGCGCCGCGACGCCCCGUCUCUCGACGGACUCCGCCGACUCGGCGCCUUCGCUGUGCACGAGUCCUUCGCCCUCCGUGUCACCCUCUCCCCUCCCGUCUCCCGCGGAGCCGACGCACGUUCAGGACCACGCGCGCCAUAAGUCGCUGUCGAAGGCGUGGACGUUCCCGUCCGGCCCUGCUUCAGUCCCUGCUGCGCCCCGCCCUAGCGAAGACAUCGAUCGCUUCUUCGGGUGCCUAGAGGAUGUAGAUAACUCGCCUCCGCUCGACUCGAGGCUGCACUCUGUUGAGAGCAACAAGAGCCUAUUCGCUCAGGCACUUGCCGAGUGCGACGACGACCUCCCUCCAUUCGUCCUUCCCGCGGACGUCGGCGAUGUCGUCCUUUCCCCUGAGGUCGAGUCGCCGCAGCGCUCGCUCGAUAUCGUCUUCGAGGAAGAGGAGGAGGAGGAGGAAGAAGAAGAAGAAGAGGGAGCCGUGCGAGAGGACGAUAGCUAUCAAUCUGAUGAUGAGGAAUUUGUGGGCGAAGUUGAUGAGGGCGGGAUCAAGUUCACCUUCAACCCGCCUCCUUCCUACGUCUUCGAGGGCGAAGCCGAUACGAGCUCCUCGGACCUCUCCAUGACCACCACGUCCUCGGCGUCCGAAUCUGUCAACGACUCUUCAAGCUUCUUCGAGUUCGCUGACGAAAACGAGGAUGACGCCAGCUUUACGCUGCCUCAGCUCAAGUCCCAGCGUAGCAGCCCCUCACCGUCUGCCAUCCCUCGUCUGCGUUCUUCCUCACCGUCGAUGAUUCCUCUUCCUGUCUCUUCGCCUACGGUUCCAAAAGUUGCAGCGCCUGUCCCUCGUCGUGCGGUCCCGUCACCUACAGUGUUCUCCACGCCCCCGCUCAAGCGUUCCGCAACUGCCCCCACCUUCAUUCCUCAGCCCCGCGGCUCGCCUUCCACACCGUCCAAGGUAGCGUCGAUGAUCCCGCAGCCCCAGCGCGCGUCCACCUCCCCGAAACCGAGUGCUAUCCCUGUCAUGACCUCCCCUGUGCCCAGUAGGCUCCCAUACAGCACUUCUUUCUCGAGUAUGUGUGUAUCUAAUCUCCCCGUGCGUUCUGCUGUUUACAGCCGGAGUGGCUUCUAGGUCACCCUCAGUCACGCCCCAUCCCCCUUCCACGGCUCCGGAUAUGAAAACCUCGUAUGCCUCCACUCGAU